CAUUCAAAAUCCAUUCUAUUUACUGAACCCAAAAACCCCAAAACCCAUUGCCCUCUCGCCAACCAAAUCACCAAACCCGACCAUCUCCCAUCGCCAGAUCCGACACCCUUCACCAGCCACCGUGAAAAAGCUGCCCCUACUCGCCCAGCACUGUGUGCCGCCAGCCAGCUACCCGCCCUGCUGCCACUGCCACCACAGACAGAUCAUUUGAGUUAAAAAUGAUGAGACUAGCAACAAGAUUUCGAAGCUUGACACUGUUAAAGCCUCAAUGUUUAACUGUCCGAUAUAGUUCAGAGCUUUUUGUCUACAGGCUGUCAUUUUACACAAAACGUGAUGAAUUUAAGAAGAUGUUUUCUCCAUUUGGCAAGGUUAAAGAAGCUAGGUUGAUAAUGGAUAAGAGGACAGGAAGGACGAAGGGGUUUGGCUUUGUGACAUUUGAGACAGAAGUUGAGGCACAAAAUGCUAUUAAGGCUUUGAAUGGCAAGAUAGUCCAAGGACGACUGAUUUUUGUGGAAUCUUCUACGAACCCGAAGAGUGAUGCAAAAAGCAGCUGAAAGUUCUUGUAGUUUGAAGACAAAUUCUAGACAUGUAGCUUGCUCAAGUAAUAAAGAGCUAAUAAUGUACAAGCAAUGAAAAAUUUAGUCUGAAUUGGAGGGAGUAUUUCCAUUGAUAAAAUAUCUGCAAGAGUUAUCACACCAAAUUACCAACAAACGAAUAAAUGAUACUCCUAUGAUAUAUCUAUAAGUAUCAUCACACCAAUAAAUGAUAUUUCUACGAUAUAUCUAUGCAAGAAUUUAUCACACCAAUAAAUGAUACUUCUAUGAUAAGAAGUUGAUGGUACCACAAAAUAAUAGAGUGGAGUAUUACAAGUGUUUCACAUCUAAAAACUAUCAUGAUUUCAUGAUAUUCCUGCCACAAAAUCAUAGAAGUUCAUUUACAAGCUACUACUGCUUUCUACCUUGAUCAAGUGUUUCAUUUCACCCAAAUAAGGCAUAGCUUCAAGAACCCUUAUUGAAAACCUGAGUUUUUUUUAUUACCAACUUCUCUUGGAUAAGUUUGAUCAGCAAAGUGAAAGCUGCGUAUUGCUUGGAUACACCGUCGAAAAAUGCACCCAAAACAGUGAAAUUGUUUGUACUAGGAGGAUGGAGUAUAUAAAUACUCGUAUUAAACCAAGCCUAAUUUCAUAUUGCGCCCAAAAGUAUCACAGUUAAGAAUGCUCAAACAAAAAAGGAAGUAACCUAAAGGUAGACAGAAGGGAUUGCAAAUUAGUUGGCCUACGAGGCAAAACAAGCCCUCGAUUCCUUGCCUAGUCAACGCAAUGCUGAAUUGCGGAUAGUUCAACCAAUCACGAACAUUUCAGAACAUUGCAACAGCUGUGGCUGUGUACAGAAGAUUCUCUGAUGU
Amaranthus tricolor (Joseph's coat) is the source of this 1404-nucleotide messenger RNA. Its product is annotated as glycine-rich RNA-binding protein 4, mitochondrial-like. Gene Ontology annotation, molecular function: RNA binding. Lineage: Eukaryota; Viridiplantae; Streptophyta; Magnoliopsida; Caryophyllales; Amaranthaceae. The transcript has 5 exons. The coding region runs from base 219 to 554 and encodes 111 amino acids. The record is from RefSeq and is a predicted model, not a curated record.